Molecule: messenger RNA, 2412 nt
Organism: Amblyraja radiata (thorny skate)
Lineage: Eukaryota; Metazoa; Chordata; Chondrichthyes; Rajiformes; Rajidae
Gene: tnip2
Product: TNFAIP3 interacting protein 2
Exons: 6
Coding region: 634-2118 (494 amino acids)
Biological process (GO): toll-like receptor 3 signaling pathway; regulation of transcription by RNA polymerase II; cellular response to lipopolysaccharide
Molecular function (GO): K63-linked polyubiquitin modification-dependent protein binding
Source: RefSeq, a predicted model, not a curated record
CGCAGCGUCCACAAAAAUCGUGUAACUUCCUUCCAGUAGCGACUUUGAUAAAGCUGACGCCUUUAAUUCUUCAUAUGGAAACACGGUUGGAGAUUUUGUUUUCUUGGGACAAACCAGACACGUGCUAGUGAGCGGAGCGAUGUUCUCCGUGAGCCGGAGAAGGUAAAAUUAAAAAAAGUCCGCGAAAAAUCCGGAGAGGGAGAGGGGGGAUUCCCAGAGAGGAAAUCCCCGGCGCGGUGGAUUCUGAAAUGACACGGAGGCGACGGGAUGGAAGGUAUUCAGUGGCUGCUCAGGAACAAUCUUCCCAUUCACUGCCUGUGUCAAUUCUUCAAUCAGGCUCCUAGAACCAGUAUUUAGCCACAAGGGUUUUAUUUAUUAUUUUAACAAGAUAAAGAUCGAGGGUUUGGUUACUUUUUUUUCUCUAGACAUUUGUUACUUCUGUAAAAUGUAUCAAGAUUUAGAUACUUUUUGGUUCAGUGUAUUAACAGGCAACAUUCCAUUUAUUUUGAUAGUUUAACCAUGUCUUAAUCGGAGACAUUCGUUGCUCGACUUUUAACAGGCAUUUUUGUUUCGCUGCUUUUAUUUUAUUGGGGACCUUGGAUUUUUCUUUUGGCUUUGACUUCUGCCUGCACAAUGUCUGUCGAUAAUGACGGCGAGCACAGACUGAUGGCGAGUUUCGGGCAGUUCCAGGAGCUGGUGGAUAAGUUGCAGAAUGAGAACUGGUCGCUGAAGAGCAAGUUGAAGAGUUGUUCCACCGUCGGCACUUUCUACCACGAAGCCAGGCAGGAGGUGCGCCGCUUGGGCGAGCAACUGGCGCUGAAGGAGGCUCGGCUCCAGGAGUUACAAACCCGCCUGGCCGCUUACCAGAGCAGCUCCUUGUUCUUGGGCCGGGAUCCGCAGCCCGGCGUCGCGCCGUCGCUGCUGGACGGUCUGCUGCAGGAGAUCGACAGGGCCAAGAAGGAGCAGGCCGACUCGGCCCAGGACUGCCAGAGAGAGCAGGAGCGGCUCAAUCAGGAACUGCGUGAGGCUCAGCGGCUGCUGAGGGAGGAGCAGCAGCUGGUGGAGCAGAUGCUGGGCCGGUCUCCGUAUGAGAAGGAUGCUGAGAUAGUGGGCCUGCGGCGGGCGCUGCAGGAGCAGGAGCGGCAGCAGGCCAUGCGGGAGGUGUGGUGCCGAUCCCUGGCGGAGCAGAGCGAGCAGCUACAGCUGCGUCUGGCUGGCACGGCCAACAUGUGUCAGCAGCUGGCGCAGCAGCUGGAGCGGCAGAGAGAGCGGCCCAGUGACACGGAGCAAGCAGGGCCCACCGACAGGGUCACUGAGCUGCGACAAGGAGAUACAACCGAGACCGCCCUGUCGAGAGUUCAAGAAGAGAACAGCGUUCUGAAACAGAAAGUUACUUACGUGGAAGAUCUGAACACCAAGUGGCAGAAGUACGACAUCGGCCGUGAGGACCACGUGAAGAGGCUUCACCUGGAGCUGAAGGAGCUGAAGUCCCGGCUGGGGCAGCCGGCAGGGUUCGGAGCCCCCCAGGCCAGCGGGGACAUGCUGCAGCAGGAGAUUGCCAGGCUCAACGGCCUGCUGGAGGAGAAGCUGAAGGAGUGCCAGUGCCUGGCGGGCUGCAGGGACGGGCUGGACAAGGAGAGGACCGUCAGCCACCAGCUCCGCAAGCAACUGAACGACCUGCAGGCCGUCAGCAGGCUCGCCAGGGAGCGCGUGCAGAUGUUGGAACAACAGGUGUUGGUCUACAAGGAAGACUUCAGGUCGGAACGGGAAGACCGGGAGCGUGCCCAGAGCAGGAUUCAGGAGCUGGAGGAGGAACUGGCUCGAGUCGGGCUCCAGCUGCCGAGGAAACAGAAGCUCCAUGAGUCUGGUGCCAGUCACCAUGGCAACACCAGUGCUUGCCGGCUGGAGGUGGUCUCGGCGAGCCCCAUGUUGGGUAACGGAGCAGAAUGGUCAGCGCCGCACCUUGGGGAUAGCCCGUGCUCGCUGGACCCUUCCACCAGGAGCCCGGGGUCCGAGCCGAGGCCUCAGGGGCUCCUCCAGUGUCCCAAGUGCAUGAGGCUGUUCAACGACGAGGUCAGCGAGGAAUGCCUGAGGCACAUCGCCGAGUGCUGCCAGUGAACCUCCAUCGCCCCCAACACCCCCUCUCCCGCAAACCCUGGGCCACGGACCUUCCACCAGCCUUCUCCCAGGGGAACGCGGCAUGGGCUUCCCAUGGUGGGGGAGCAAGGACGCAAGUUGAAAUGUGUUUGAACCAGGCACUGGUGGGAACCUGCCCAGCAGAAGGGACCCGACACAAAACUUUGCCUCGCCAUGUUCUCCAGAGAUCUCAUUCACCUUGCACCAAACGUUUUAAACAGUCCAUUCAACCCAUCAAGUCCAUGCCGACUUUCAAUCACCCAUUCACCCAAGUUG